UCAAAUCUGGCAUGUAAGAAAGUCAAAAAUUUGAAACUUUUCAAGUUCAUAAAAAAUGUAUAAAAUGUGUUGGUCCAAAAUACUAAACAUAGUGAUUUAUUUAUGUUCUAUCUUGGUACCAAUUGAAGCCUUUGCGACUGUAUCCUUUGGUCAGACCCGGAUUAUCGGAGGCCACAGAUGUGAUAAGUCUAACACUAAAUUUAUGAUAGCUUUAACCGGUUACACAGGAAAUCAUAUUUGUGGAGGUAGUUUACUAAAUUCAUACUGGGUAUUAUCUGCUGCCCACUGUGAAGGUGAUCAUAUUCAAUUCUAUGCCAUUGACGCUCACACAAGAGAUGAUUGGGUAAAAGCAGGUGGACUCUUGAAAUAUUUUGCACCUGUCAGUAAAGUAAUCCAGAUAAUUUGCCAUUCAAAUUAUAAUCGUAAUUCAGUUUAUAACGACAUAGCCUUAAUGAAGUUAAACAAGCCAUUAUAUGAAAGUAAUUACAUUCAAUUCGUUAAGCUUCCAUCUGUUGAACAUCCUGGAGAUGUACCAGAAUUCUGUCCAAGAGCUGUGAUUAUGGGAUGGGGUACAACAAAUCGAAAUAGUUUCAAGAUUCCUAUGUGGUUGCAGUGUGCCAAAGUAUCCACGAUUACAUUUGCUGAAUGCAAAAGAGUAAUUCCAAUAACUGAAAAUGCUAUGUGUACUUCAGUUAAUGAUAAACAGGAUACUUGUAACGGUGAUUCUGGAGGACCACUUAUGUGCGGUAAUAUUCAGUACGGUAUAACUUCGUGGGGUGUAGAAUGUGCCACGAUAUACCCUGCUGUUUAUACUAGAGUUGACAAAUACUUAGAUUUUAUCCGUUAUAGUAUGAAAAAUACACAAACAAACAAAAGUAACUCAAAAUUUUUUAUUAUAUUAAGUUUAUUCGUAUGUAAACAAUUUGACUACAAUAAUACCAUUUAAAUUA
This is a messenger RNA of Psylliodes chrysocephalus, 950 nucleotides long. The record is from the annotation of a GenBank genome assembly. Lineage: Eukaryota; Metazoa; Arthropoda; Insecta; Coleoptera; Chrysomelidae.